This is a messenger RNA of Linum tenue, 2024 nucleotides long. The record is from the annotation of a GenBank genome assembly. Lineage: Eukaryota; Viridiplantae; Streptophyta; Magnoliopsida; Malpighiales; Linaceae.
AUUUUUCUGGUUUAGAGGAGGAUUGAUAUUGUGUUGACCUGUUAUUUUUUGUUGACUCUAGCAACCAAAAAGACUCUACUGCCAGCCGAGACUGGGAUUACUGCUGCAUUCUCUGACUGCUUGUACUACUCAUUUGGAUCCAUGGCUAUAAUUCUCCAAGCAACCGCGAGAGGGUUAUUCAGUAUGGAAUGGACUAUUUGGUUCAAAAUUGGUGCCUUGCCAGCAAACCUCAUGCUCUGUGUUUUUGGAGCACAUAGAAAUGUUGGGAUAGCGAGAGAGCAACACUAAGGGAGUCAAGAUCUACUUUACAAAUGAGCCAUAUCAUACAUAUUAGCCAUAUCAUCCAUAUUGGUGCAGUUGAGUCACUUCCUCUUCCCUACCAAGAUUACAGUUUAAGGGAGGCAUAUCGUGGCUUAAAACAAAAACAGGCAUGGCAUCUCAGAAUCAACAGAAGGCUGAACCUUUUAUACUCCAUCAGCAGAGAAAUCAGCUUUCAAAAGGAAAAAAACCUCACCUCACAAAGAAUCUGGCAUAUUUUCUAAAGAUGGGAAUCCGUUCAUUGCUGGUAGACAAAGCAGAAGAAGACAGUACCUGAAUGUUGUUCUCUCUGUACAUUGCCGCAGCAACACACGUGGAUGAGUUGAUUGAUAAAAUCAGACUCGGUUUCAUACAGCAGCAGAAACAAUACUAACGGUUUCAUCCAGAAGCAAAGGAUUUCAUCUAUCUCGAUCAUGGUGGAUCUUCCUCUCCAGUUUCGCAUACUUGAUUGAUCUGCUGCUUGCAACAUGGGCAGCUAGGUGUUUUGCUUGUGCUAUCCGUAGGACUUUGUUGGCAAAUUCUCACCUUAAGCAGCAGCAGCUUGGCUGAACAAAGGCAACAGUGAGAGUUCAUUCAUCACUUAACAAGGCUUGUUGAAGCUGUUGGGGUUUUGUUGGCCGACAGAGACAUUAUGGUCAGCCUGCAUGCAUAGCUUGGCUGGAGAUGAUCGAAUGCUGUCCUUUCAGAGGAUUAGAGAUUUCAUCUCGCAAGCUCCUGGAGUGGGAUAGUGUUCCUUGUGGUGUGGUUGGUGAAGGGUAGUCCUAGCUAUUGAGGUAGAUGGGUUGCAUCCUCUCUUUCAUGAAAAAUUCCAGUUGGGAUUCUGAAUCUUCGGCUGCAUUGGAUCUCUCACUGAAAAUAUUAAAGGGGUCUUUUCCAUAUGAGAAUUUGUUUGAAGGGUUCCAUUGUAGGGUGUGUUCCAAGAGAGCGGACCAAUUAUAAGAGAAGCAACAAGUGAUAAAAGGACAUAUCUCUGAAGCAUGCGGCUCAAUUGGUCUCAAUCUAGCUCAUUUAAUACUUGUCUAAUGAUAUAUGGCGAGCGGAUGUUCUGGGAGAUUUCGGUCAAGUUCGGGAGAGAAUACUUUAAAAUUGGAUAUCUCAAGGCAGAGUCUAUAGUGCUCACGAUGAUUUAUCAUCUCCAGAAGACCAUUAACCAUGAGGAGACUCGCAAAAAAGCAACAGAGAGAGGAGCUCUUUUUCUUCUUCUUCUUCUUCGAGGAGGGAUCGAGAGGGGAGCAGGCGGAAACGGCGGGAGAAGGUGGUGGUGUAGCAGCAGCAGUGGCAGAACUUCCAUUCCGCCAUACGCUAGCCCUAAGUUUGCAUUUACAGAGAGAGGAGCUCUUCUUCUACUACUAUGAUGAUGAUGAAGAUACGACUCGUGAUGGAGAAGAAGUAAAGCUUCUAGAGUGAUCGUCGUUUGGAAUGUCAAUUUGUUUUUUGGACAUGUUUUAUUGAUAUUUGAGGUCUUGAGACAAUAUGAACUAUUAUGAAUCAUGUAUUCUUGUUAUGAUCAGACUUUUGUGAACUAUUAUUAGUCUUUUUUAUGAUAGAAUCAUGAGAUUUGGAUUUUAAAUCUUAUAAUUAUCUUAUUAUGCUAAAUUAAUAUUUUAUAAUGUUAUGUGCACUAUUAGGUUGAUGAUGUAUCUAAAUCAAUAUUUGAUGAUGUUAUAUGCGUUAAUAGGUUGAUGAUGUAUAUUAUUAUACUAAGU